This is a messenger RNA of Malaya genurostris, 1741 nucleotides long. Its product is annotated as coiled-coil domain-containing protein 96-like. NCBI's taxonomy places the organism in Eukaryota, Metazoa, Arthropoda, Insecta, Diptera, Culicidae. Bases 221 to 1207 code for a protein of 328 amino acids. The record is from RefSeq and is a predicted model, not a curated record. The transcript is spliced from 4 exons.
AUGUACUUUACGUACAAACCAAAAACCCCCAAAUGUUUACUGAUAACUGUCAAAUGACAAUCAUCCAGCUCGUUUUGUGAAAUUAUGUGAACAGUUUGCGGUUAUGUCAUGUUCAUGUAAUUGUCUUCUAAUAUUUGCAGAAAUUUAUUAAAUCAAGUUAGCAUUUGUGGAUGGCUUCUAAAAAUUUAAAAAAUAGUUACUUCUAAAAACGUUCGCAAAAAUGCCGAUUGUCAAAACAUCGGAAAGAAGUAAAAGUUGCUCCUCCUUUAGCGUGUUGGAUGCUCUAUUCGGUAAUCAGGAUGCAACAGAAGCUUCUCGUACAUCAUCUAAAACAAAUACGGAUCAGGAAACUCCAGAAAUCAGUAAACUCAAAGAAAGUUCACAAUCGGAUGAUGACAUCCGGGCAAGGCUUCGGCAAGUUUCAAGUGUACAGCGGGAAUCGCUGAUGGUAGAAAGUUUUCGCAAACUUAGUGUCAAACGAUUUGAAUCACAAACCAUUGAUUUAGAGUCAGAGCCACCGGAACUCGAGUACCGAGCUUCGGAAUACCAGUUGCUGGUGGAAACCAAACACGCCCAACAGCUGGAUACUUUCAACAAAGCCAUGGAACUCAGCUACCUCAAAUUGCAAAAGCUUGCUGCAAUGACGGUACGUAAGUCGGUUGACAGUAAAGUUAUGCCCUCAACGGAAUCCCUUCUGGAUCGGAUGAGUACCGCCCGAGCCGCUCUGUCGGGGCAACGCAGCAAGCUGAUUGCCGUUUAUCGGGAGCUGGAAUUUCUUAAUCGUCGAAACUCGCAGCUGGAUGGUCAAAUUAAGAACAUUCGACUGGAUGAACUUCACGACCUGCAGGCGGAAGUCAGCCGUACCGGCGAGAAGAUCGACGAAACUAGCAAAGAGAUGACCAAAGCACGGACCCAGUACGAAAGUGACAUUUUGAAGGCGGCACACGUCCGGGAAAAAUGGUUCACCUUUCAGAACAACAUUCUUGAUAAGCAGGAUGACUUAGCGGAAGUCCAGGGCAAUAUAGUGGAAAAUCGUAUUUAUCUGUGCGAUCUGCUGGAACGGAAACAGAAGUUACGUCGGGAAAAUUUUAAAUUAAAGAAGCGAUGUAGAAUUAUAGAAAACAAGCCGCUAUUGAGAAAGUUUGAUCGAAUGGUUUACGAGCUGCAAGUUAUUCAACAAUACACCGAAAAAUUCAGAAGCAUUUGAAAGAAACCCUACAGAUUUUUCCCGUUAUAGCGUUUCAGUUAUAAUACUCUUCGGCUGUAAUCAAAAAUCUUCCACAACUAUUGUUGUGGAAGAACCGAAAAAGCAAACAAAAUAGAGCAAAUCAAUCAAUCCUUGAAAACCCAUUGUCAGGAUUUCUAUCUUAAUUAGAGAAUCUUUAAGAUGGUUUCAUAUAAGUCAGACUCUCAUCCUGCCGGGAUCAUCCCCAUCAGGCGGUCUGGUCGGUCGCCCAUUGUCUACUCGGAAUCGCUUCGAAUUAGAUCACAAUUACGAGCGGCAGACUCAAUCGAGGGUGAAAAUUGUACUUUCAACGCAAGAAAUGAUGUGCGUCCGUUCCGUGCUCGGUCCGUGAAACUCGGUCCCCUUUGAGAACUAUUCUUCUCUCGAAAAAUCCAAAAAGAAAAACGUGCCUAGUCACUCUCGUCGCCGCCACGUAACGCCGUGGCCCGUAGCGAAAUGCGAAGUGCUUGGAACACUUGCUGCACUACGGAAGGGAUUUCCACCGAAACAAAAACA